Messenger RNA from Paramacrobiotus metropolitanus, 2223 nucleotides. Its product is annotated as CD151 antigen-like. Gene Ontology annotation, cellular component: membrane. Lineage: Eukaryota; Metazoa; Tardigrada; Eutardigrada; Parachela; Macrobiotidae. The transcript is spliced from 8 exons. Bases 1141 to 2019 code for a protein of 292 amino acids. The record is from RefSeq and is a predicted model, not a curated record.
CAGUUGCACUGGUGCGAAUAAUCCUGACAAUGUUGUCGUAUGUAUUGUAUAUAUGCAACGUGUGCGCGUUUGACAACGGCUGCACCAGUGUUUGCCCUAUUAAAUCGCAACAUUUACUUGGUCAAGCACUUCCAGCAAAAAUCCAAACAAUUCUGUAACGAUUAUUGCAUGAUGUCCACUUUAUAGAAUGUCGUGUUAGUCCACGCGGGAUGUUAUGGUUUUGUUCGAGCGCGCCUUGUGCAUGAAUGGCAUGUUGCCGCUAUAUACUAAUAUGAGCGCGUUUAUGGUGGAUUUGUUCGACAAAUUGUGGGUACAACCAAUAUUCACCGUGCUGAUUGAUCCGUGAUGUAUUGGGAGUUUAUUUGCACGGCUGUUGUAAAACUUUGUAUACUUCUACCGCUAUUCACCUUUUGCAUCAGAGAAGUACGAGAUAUUCGUACAUAUUCGAAAAUUAUGGCAACGCAUCAUUGCAUAAUUGCACAGACAGCAAAUAUACCAUUAAAUAUGAAGUUUAUAUCCUCAACAUCUUUUUUGGGUUGACAUAAUAAAGCUGGAUUAACUGGAAACUCCUCAUGGCACGGCGGCUUAUAGCCAAAAUGAAACUGUUCAUUGGCAUCUUUAUUACCACCGGCACCGUGUAUAAUUGCGCAAUUUUCUUUUUCUCCUAUUUUUUCUUUCUCAGUUAAUUUUUUUUGUAUAAUUGGUUGUAUUAUUGAUCCCGAUAUGGAUUCAGUAAAUUAUUUGCGUUAACUGCUACUCGUAGUAGUUGCUAAUACACACUAACAGCAGCCGUAAUUGCAUGCAUCCAUAGUGUACUAGUUAGUACACUGCUCCAAAUUCAUCCAUAUGAUCGGUCAGACAUUGUGAUCAUUAACCCCGCAGAUGACAUGUUGUAUUUGAUGAGGACAUUAAUAAUAUUAUUGAUGUUUUACCUUUCGGGACUGUCUGGUGACCUUUGCGUGUCCUGAACAGGUGGAGAGUAUCCAGAAAUCCGAGGAGCUGUUCUCAUGUGAUGUGGUAGUUACAGUAUAUGGAGGAUUUGGAUUAACACUGACUAAUUCCGGCUUUUGGAGUGGCAUUUGAUGUGUGCUUUAGUUCCCUGUCAUAUACGGUGGUAGCAGCAUUCCUAUCGGUUUGAUCAUGGCGAUGACCUGCGGGAUCAAAUGCGCGAAGAUAGUCCUUGUGAUAUUCAAUAUGAUCUUCUUCAUCGGCGGUCUGGUCGUGAUGGGGAUCGGGAUCUGGCUAUUGGUGGACAAGAGCUCCUUCGUGAUCCUGACCGCGCGCCUGCAGGUCAACGAGGAUUUGACGAAGUUCGAGCGGGCCGACACGAUGCUGCAGCAAGCAGCCUAUCUGCUGAUUGCUAGCGGCGUAAUCGUUUUUGUCGUUGCCUUCCUGGGCUGCUGCGGCGCUCUCAAGGAGUGGCGACCCCUGCUUAUCACGUAUGCCAUAUUUCUCAUCAUCAUCCUCGGACUGGAGAUUGCUGCCGGCAUUUACGCCGCGGUGUACCGCAGUACAUCCUCCGAUUAUGUGCCGACGACGAUGCGCUUCACGCUCAGCAAGCGCUACCAGCACGACGGCGUCAUCACCAACGGGACGCAUUUGCUUUUCCGUCCGGCCAACUUCUGGACCAACACCUGGAAUAAGAUGAUGAUACAACUGGAAUGCUGUGGCAUCGACAACGGCAACGAUUUCAUAACGAUGAAUCUUGAACAGUUCAAACCUCUUACCGGACCAGAAGCGCCAGUAACGUGUUGCAAACUGCGAUCCCUACAGUCGAUGGAGAUGGUGGAUUAUUCCUGCGCUAAUUCCCGUAGUAAAUUAUGGACGCAGACGUCCACGGCGGAUGGAUCGACUAAUUUGAAAUUUGGCUGCCUGCGCCGGAUACAAAAGUGGCUGGAUGAUAAUUUGAAAAUCCUAAUCGGUGUCGGUAUUGGCAUCGGUUUACUGCAGAUUUUUGGCAUCGUUUUCGCUUUUUGUCUAUGCAUAGCUAUCAAAACGGGUAGGAACGAGAUCUCAUGAGCCGAGCGACUGUAAAUUAUUUUAUAUCUUGCAAACGUCCGAUUGGGUAGCGGUUCGAGUGUCUGGUUUUCGCACAGCCUCCGGUCUCCAUAAUUUUAUACGGAUCUAUGUUUUUACGUGCAGAAGUAUCAUUUAUGUGUUUUAAGAAAAAUAUGUGUGCGAAUACAAAAAUAACUCAGUGACUGUUUGGGUAUUUUGCAUAAC